AACUCAGGUGGCAACAAGCGUCCAAAUGACAAACCAGCUUGUCCAACACACCGGGCCGGAGCGUGGGUCCCGAAGGCAUUCUAUUUGUCCCCGGACCCACUGUUGAAAAUGCCGGUCAGAUUGUAACCUAUCUGCGUGGGUCUUCCUAAAUGUGAACAGAAAGUGGAACUGCACAGGAAUCGUCCCCAAAAGAUAGAAAUUUGCGAGGAGCAGCGAGCGAGUCAUUUUAAUCGGUUUUACCAGCUGGUGAACAACGGACCAGACUAUAAUCAGAAAAAAAGAUUCAUUCAUUUGAAGGAAAAGGAAGUCUAUACCAAGAGAAUUUUCCAACAGGAGUGUUUGCUCUUCAAGAAAUGGCUGUCUUUUGUGAUAAGUAUGAGGAAAAAGUUCGUACUUACAUUAAUGUCAUUGAUGAGAUGAGAUCAAUGGGUAUAGAUAAGGAGUUUUCUCUACCCACCAUUGCUGUGAUUGGAGACCAGAGCUCGGGUAAAAGCUCUGUGCUGGAGAUGCUGUCUGACGUGGGCCUUCCCAGGGGCACUGGCGUUGUGACAAGGUGUCCUCUUGAGUUGAAGCUAAAGAAGAUUGAAGAGAAUAAGCCGUGGAAAGCACAAAUAAGUUAUAGAGACUAUAGUAGAACGCUGAAUCAUGCAAGUCAGGUGGAAGAUGAAAUUCUUAAAGCCCAGGACAUCCUUACUGAGAGCAUAAGUAUAAGUUCGGAACUCAUCAGUUUACAAGUUGAAUCAAGCAAUACCCCUGACCUAACAUUAAUCGACUUGCCCGGAAUUACCAGGGUUGCCAUUGGGAAUCAACCUCAAGACAUUGGAAAGCUGACCAAAGGACUCAUCAGGAGCUAUAUUCAAAGAAAGGAAACUAUUAUUUUGGUUGUCAUUCCCUGCACCAUGGACAUUGCGACCACUGAAGCAUUGAAGAUGGCACAUGAGUUUGAUCCUGACGGAGAAAGAACACUGGGUGUUUUAACAAAACCGGACUUAAUUGACAAAGGCACAGAAGAAAGUAUUCUUAACAUCAUUGAGAAUAAAGUUGUUCCCCUGAAAAAGGGUUACAUACUUGUCAAGUGCCGUGGGCAGAAUGAGCUGAAUGCAAAUACGACAAUGUCUGCUGCACUGGAGGAAGAAAUCACAUUUUUGAAGAACAGCUCACAUUUUCGGCCACUGCUGGAGAAAGGCGUUGCAUCCUUCGAACAUCUGUCUGAAAAACUCACCAAUGAGCUCAUUCAGCAAAUCGCGAACUGGCUGCCAAUCAUGGAGGAAGCUCUUCGGGAGAAAGUCGUGGAAAUCCAAAAUAAGUUGGAUGAACUGGGCACCAACAUUCCAGGAGACGCUCAGGCGAGAAAAUUAUUCCUGAACUGCAAAAUUUUAACUUAUUGUGAGGAGCUCACUAGUUUAGUCAUGGGAGAUUACAAGAAGGACUACGACAAUGAAAAGAAGAUAUGUGACUAUUCUCGGAGGGUGUUUUCAGGGUGGUACAACAAGCUGGAGAUAGAGAAAGUAAGGCUUAAUGAUGAGGCAAUGUCAAAGGUCAGGUUCCAUGACAAAUACUCUCAAGGGAGAGAGCUGCCCGGAUUCACAAAGUACAGAGUAUUUGAAUCUGUCAUCCGAGAACAAAUUCAAAAGUUGCUGCCACCUUCUCUCCAACUGAUGAAAGAACUUGCAGAUAAAGUCCAGCAAGUGUUUAACGCAAUGGGAUUUGAGCAUUUUCAAAAUUUCCCCAAUUUGAUACUAGCAACCAAGGACUUAGUUGCUCAAAUCCGCCAAAAGCAGGAACAGGAUGCCGAACAGAAUUUGAGGAUACAUUUUAACAUGGAAAGUAUGGUUUAUGCACCAGACGCAAUGUAUAGCUCCAAACUGGGAGAGAUACAAGCAAAAUUUCAGAACAGCUGUCAGAUGGAGCCCAGUUUAUCGCCAGGUAGAUCUAUCCAUAAAAUGGCUGGUCUCUUACAAGCCUAUUAUCAGAUUGCUAUCGAUCGAUUGGUUCAAAUGGUUCCCAUGGUGACCAGAUAUCAUCUUCUGCAAGAAUUUGCAAACCAGGUCAAGUUGGAGAUGGCUCAAACUUUUCUGAAUGAAUCAGGUGCUGAUGGUCUCCUGGAUGAGCAUGCCGAUAUAAAAAGGAAACGUGAAAGACUCACUGAUUCCCUGAAUCAGUUGAACAAAGCAAGGUCUCUUCUGAUGGCUAAAGAAAUCAGUAGAGUGCAAUGACACUGCAUGUCUUAACAGUUCCUUUUUGUUGACAGCUAUGUUCAUUGUUCUCGCUUCCACGUUUUCACUGCAAGGUACUGACCCCGCACUGCAUUACAUUUCCACCAGCCCCUUCCAAACAUGCCAAAGCGACACUGAAUGGAAAGAGGUUUUCGUACAGAAAUGUGAUGCUGAGAUGCGGCUGCUGCGAUGCUUCUUCUGAUACCCAGGGCAAUAUUUUCUGCCGGGGUGCGCUAUUCUUUCAGCGCAAUUCACCUGAAAUUGAUCAAACUGGGCCGAAAGAUCGUGGCCAGAAUUUUUACCUGAGCGAGCGUAAAAUGAUGCGCGACAGUGUCGGGCGAGCGUCCCGAGCCUCAUCACGCACGCGCACGAUAUUUCGGUCGGCGCGCGCGCGCGGGAGUCAGCAGCACGCCCACCAACAACGAGCCUAUUAAGGCCAUUAAAGUCCCAAAUUGAACGUCAUUUUCUCGCUGCCCGUCCAGCUUUACGGUUUGCAUUUUUUUUAAGGAAACCUCAUCUACAGGCGGGAUGAAGUUUCCAACAGCAAUUUAAAAACAAAAUAAAAAUGUUAACUUUUUAUUAAUAGCGUGUCUCUGCUCAUGUGACAAUCUUUAUUUCUGAAUUUUUAUAUCUUCAGCUCCCUGAGGCAGCUCUGCACCCUGGGUGGGGGGGGCUUUUCCUGCGCGCACCUUAGGGACAUGUGCGAAGCUCCCACUCGCCCUCUCCCCCCACCCCCACCCUCCCCCAUACAGGCAGUGCUGCAGCCCGCGUCUCACACUGGGUGGGCCUUAAUUAGCGGUCCGGCCCCGAUCACGGGUGGCGUUUGGCUUCCCAUUCACUCCCACCGAUCCCGCCCAGCGAGGGCAAAAUCCUGGCCCGUGGAACUUCUUCAAGCACAAAUUACAGUUAACACCAACCCCGUUUCCAUGAUUUUUUGUUUUGGUGCUUGUUUAAAAAGCAUUGCCUUAAAAGUCAGCCCUGCUCACGUGACUGCUCCUCAGAUCUAAUUAAUCACCACUGUUGCACACCAAUGUAACGAGCCAAUGGUUCGAUCGAGUUUUCUCAAGUCAUUUCAGUUUUUUUACCUGUGGGCACAAAAGUAUUAAUGGGCCUGGCAACAGCAAUAUAUAUAUUGUCGUUAAACAACAGAUAGUGGGCUGAAUUUUCCCCCCAUCGGGGGGGGGUGGGGGGAAUGUUGAUGGGCGGGCGCGUAUGGGCGCGCUUCCGAUCGGCACCCCCGAUCGGAAGGCGCAGCGCCAUUGUACAAUUGGCCCUCCCAGCGUGGCGUCCGCACAGAAAUGCU
Carcharodon carcharias (great white shark) is the source of this 3519-nucleotide messenger RNA. RefSeq names its product interferon-induced GTP-binding protein Mx-like. Gene Ontology annotation, molecular function: microtubule binding; GTP binding; GTPase activity. Lineage: Eukaryota; Metazoa; Chordata; Chondrichthyes; Lamniformes; Lamnidae. The transcript has 14 exons. The coding region runs from base 354 to 2216 and encodes 620 amino acids. The record is from RefSeq and is a predicted model, not a curated record. Gene Ontology annotation, cellular component: cytoplasm; microtubule; membrane.